CCGCCAUCCCAGCCACCGUCCAGAAGGUUGUAUCCUGCCUCCGCCUGCAUUCACUUCCUGUAUCACCUCCCAUUCUCCCCGCUCAUUGAAUUAUCGGACUGUCUAGAAUGGUCUACAUGAACAUAACCUCGGAAUUUCGCGAACUGUUGCGCGAGAAAGAGAAGUUGUACCCCGACGCGAAGAGGCGGAAGCUUUCCAGGCGUGAGCCCCCGCGACCGACUGGCAUUGACAAGGAAUACCUCAGGGAGGCAUGCACCAUAUUGGAUCAUAUAAACACUCUAACGCGCAUGUUGGCGUCCAUCCGCAAGCCAUACCUCAAUGUCGAUGCCCGCCCGUCCCCCCUUUCCAGAAAGGGUACAAGAAAUAUAGAUCUUGCGGGCGCCGAGUCCUGGGCUGGUAUUAAGCAGCUCACGAACGAAGAACGAGAUCAAAUCGACUUGCAAGCGCGCGUUAUUCUCAGUCGCUGCGCGGAUCGAGUAAAGGAGAUGGAGGCAUUAGAAAAGAAACGCGCCCAGCUAGUAUCACAGAAUGCGAACCCAUUGAACCGGUUCUUGCCUGCACGGUUACGGCAGGACGACUCCAACAAAGCCUCUGACUUCGUUGCCGCCCAUCACGCUGGGAUCACCUGGUACCUUAAUAGACGACUUACAGAGGCAAGCCAGGCGCAGAAAGAGAUGCAAGAGGAGCGCGUCAAGAGGCAGCUGGAGCGCACGAAGACAUUGGGCUCUGGCGCCGCACGCGAAGCAGCGGGCCUGGGCGCAGUCGACCACGUCUUUGCGCAGAGCCAAGCAGCACGCGUUACGGGCGGUAGCUGGCUGGGAGAUGCCGUCGCGACUGCCAUCGGCGCGACACCCUCUACAUCCUCGUCAUCCACCGCGCCUCCCGUGGUCGACGACUACGCCUCAACGGUCUCUGACGACGAGUACGACGACCUCGAGCUGUCCUCGUCACAGAUACAGCAGUUCGAGGCGGAGAACGCAAGCAUUCUGCGCGGAGUGCAGGACACUCUGGAAGCCGUGCAACAAGCAGAGUCGCGACUGCAGGACAUCAGCGCGCUUCAGAUGGAACUAGUCACGCAUCUCACGCAGCAAACGGAACUUACAGACCAACUUUACGAAGAUGCAAUAUCAGCUACGGAGACGGUCGAGAAGGGUAAUGUGCAGCUUCGGGAGGCAAGGCGGCGAGCGAAGGAUAGUAGAAUAUUCGUCCUUGUCUUCUUGUUGGGCGCAAGCUUCAGCUUGCUCUUCCUCCAUUACUACUGAUAAAAGCCACUAUGAUCAUGCUCGGCCCUCGGGCGCAUGCCUUCGCUCGAGACCAAUGGAAU
Messenger RNA from Schizophyllum commune H4-8, 1324 nucleotides. RefSeq lists its product as uncharacterized. Gene Ontology annotation, cellular component: SNARE complex; endoplasmic reticulum; membrane. The record is from RefSeq and is a predicted model, not a curated record. The transcript is spliced from 3 exons. Gene Ontology annotation, biological process: retrograde vesicle-mediated transport, Golgi to endoplasmic reticulum. Bases 108 to 1262 code for a protein of 384 amino acids. Lineage: Eukaryota; Fungi; Basidiomycota; Agaricomycetes; Agaricales; Schizophyllaceae.